This is a messenger RNA of Tuber melanosporum (Perigord truffle), 1229 nucleotides long. RefSeq lists its product as uncharacterized. NCBI's taxonomy places the organism in Eukaryota, Fungi, Ascomycota, Pezizomycetes, Pezizales, Tuberaceae. The transcript is spliced from 8 exons. The record is from RefSeq and is a predicted model, not a curated record. The coding region runs from base 69 to 1229 and encodes 386 amino acids. Gene Ontology annotation, molecular function: metalloaminopeptidase activity; manganese ion binding.
AACUUCCCUCUUCCUCUCACAGUUGCAGGAUUCCCGUAUCACUCUUACAACAAUAGAAUUCCCCAAAUAUGGUAGCGAAACCUGCUCUUAGCAAACCUGGAGGCCAACAACCGGCUGACAUUCUCAACAUACAUAUCGCCGCCGACUCAAUGGAAAAGUAUCCAGCGAAGCAACACGCCCGAAAUGUGGCCCGACGACUACCCACUCGUAGCGGUCUUAUCUACCUAGAAGGGAUGCCGGAGGUGCUUUUUGAGGACUCGGACGAGCCGGUUAAAUUCCGUCAAAAGAGAUAUUUCUUGUACCUCACGGGAGUCGUGGAUAUGCCGGAUUGUUUCGUCACAUAUUCAAUCGCUCAGGACAAGUUAAUUCUAUAUAUUCCGCCUUUUGAUCCGAAUCAAGUUCUCUGGUCUGGUUUUCCGCCCUCAAUAACGGACUGCAUCUUUAAGUAUGACAUAAUGGAGUUCCAUUUCACGUUUCAAUCCUCUCCAAUUUAUACUAUUCAUCAUCAAGUUUCACGGAUCCCCCCACAGAUCCCUCGGAGAUUUAUCUCCGAUCAGCACCUCCAACCCGCAAUUGAUGAUUGCCGGGUUUAUAAGGAUGAUUACGAAAUCAACUUGCUCCGCCGAGCAAAUAUCAUCUCAGCAAAUGCUCAUUGUGCUGUGCUAAAAGCGGUGCAAACAGCUCAAACGGAAGCUCAGCUGGAAGGAAUAUUUGUCCAGACUUGUAUUGCGCAGCUCGCCCGAACGCAGGCAUAUGAGCCAAUUGUUGCCUCUGGGCAGAAUUGCGCAACACUACACUACACUCGCAAUGACGCGCCGCUCAGGGAGAAACAAUUGCUUUUGAUUGAUGCUGGUGCAGAAUGGGCCGGAUAUGCGAGCGAUGUCACUCGCACAUACCCGAUAUCCGGGAAAUGGACUAAAGAAGCCAGUGAAAUAUAUAAUAUUGUUGAUGAGAUGCAGAGGGAAUGCAUCAAAAAGACUGUUGCCGGCGUGGAUUGGAGAGAUACACAUCUCCUCGCACAUAGGAUUGCCAUCAAGGGAUUAAUGUCGUUGGGAAUUAUGUACAAUGGCACGGCAGAAGAAAUCUUCCAAUGUGGAACUAGCCGUGCCUUCUUCCCCCAUGGCAUUGGUCACUUUCUUGGGUUGGACACUCAUGAUGUCGAGGGCGCCCCGGAUAGCCCAGGAUGGUCAUUACUGUCGAACCUGGAAUCUACUUCUCAAGAUUCAUAA